UUGGUUUUUGUUAAGGACGGAGAGUUGGUGAAAAGCAACGACGAUAUUCUGUUUCUAAAUGAGAAACAACAAUUGCACAUUGAAUCACCAUCUGAAGAGGAUUCUGGUCACUACACGUGUUUUGCUGAAAAUAAGGUUGGAAGCGCAGAAAAGAAUGUUAUUGUUACUGUCUUACCACCACCAAAAAUGAUGGAAAACAACAGAGUUUUUGAAGUGUUGGAAAAUGAUACUCGAACACUGGAAUGUCCGAUAAAGGAUCCGUCUGUGCAAAUUCGAUGGUUAAAAAAUGGAAUCCCAAUUGCGACGUCACCAAAUCUUCAGUUUUCUACUAGUGGUCAUAAGAUUCAUCUAAUGCACGGACAAGUUUCUGAUUCUGGUAACUACACUUGUGUUGCAACAAAUGAAGCUGGUGAAGCAAGAUCUAAUAUGAAAGUUAUUGUACUUGCUCCUCCACACUUUAAAGCUCUUCCCAACGAGCUGAAGGUAGUUCAAGGGCACAGCAAAACAAUUCGUUGUGAAGUUACUGGUGCACCAACUCCAGAAAUUGAAUGGCUUAAAGAUGGUCAAAAAUUGGAUUAUCCAAUGUUUCAGUCUUCAAACAAUGUACAUUAUAUUCAUAUUAGAAAUGCUACACUCGAAGAUGCCGGGAAUUACACAUGUACUGCCACCAAUUUAGCUGGAAAAGAUUCCACGUCGUCAAACCUAAAAUUAAAGCUUACGAUACCGCUUAAAACCACAAACAAAAACUUAAAAGUUGUUACAAUUGCAGUAGUCCCGUCAAUCGCUUCCAGCGAACGUUUGGUACAAGUAAAGGAAAAUACGACGCUAUCAUUAGACUGUGUGGCAUCUGGUAAUCCAACACCGAAGAUAUCAUGGUUACGAAAUGGCGUGCUAAUAAAGUCAUUUGAGGGUCCACGUUUGGUAAUAGAAGCAGCACAAGCAUCAGAUGCCGGAAGUUACUCAUGUGAGGCUGUAAAUGAAGCAGGAAAAGCUACUGCCAAUUUUGAAGUAGAUGUCUUCAUCAAACCACGUUUCAAGGAUUUGGAGUCUGAAGUUCGUGUAAUAGAAGGUGAACGUGCUCGUUUAGAAUGCAAAGCUGAAGGACAUCCUCCUCCGGUUAUUACGUGGUUACGUGGUGGACGGCCUAUUGAAACGAUGCACAACUCCAUAUUAAGUCCCCAUGGUGAAACUCUGAUGAUUUUGAAAUCAAGAAGAUCAGAUGCUGGAGGUUACUCCUGUGUAGCAGAAAACUUUGCCGGUCCAGCUGAGGCUCCAUUUAAAUUAACAGUUCUAGUGAAGCCAUACAUUGAGGAGGCUAUAGACCAGAAUCCUCGUGUUGUUAACAACAGAACUAUCGUUUUGCGCUGUCCCGUUCUUGGGAUUUCUCAGCCAAAAGUCUGUUUGUUUUACAAACAUACAAACUGCUAUCGAGAACUACAUUAUUUUGGUGUCUCUUCAGAAUCUGAUGCAGGCCGUUACACCUGUUUUGCUGAAAAUGAAGCAGGAAGCCUAAGUACAGAUUUGGAGUUGGAAGUUAUUGUGAUCGUUAAGCAGCAUAAUUUAGGGCCACCAAAAUGGCCUCAUGACGGAAACUUGGAGUACGAAGUCAAAGUUGGCGAAACUGUUACAAUGGAUUGUACAUUCCGAGCUGAACCGAAACCAGACAUCUUAUGGUAUUACAAAGACUCCCCACUUUAUUUGUCCGAAAAUAAACUAAUUUCAUCAAGUGGAGAACAACUGACGAUUCGCGGCGCUCAGUUGAGUGAUGGUGGUAAAUACACUUGUAAAGCAAUUAACGAAGCGGGUAGUGCUCAAGUCGAUAUGCAAUUGAAAGUUUUAGUGCCACCAGUAAUUGAUAAAUCAAACGUCAUUGGCAAUCCGCUUGCUAACGCUGGAAGCUCAAUCUUUUUGGAGUGCCCUGUUAGUGGUAUCCCGCCACCUACGGUUAAAUGGUUUAGAGAAGGUGAUGAGAUAGACCCAGCUGAUCCACGACUUAGUGUAACUGAGAAUAAUCAGACCUUUGGAAUCAACAAUGUCAUGAUUGGUGAUGAGGGCCAUUAUUACUGUUUAGCUGAAAACAAAGGAGGAUACGAUACACAAGAGUUUGAUCUGGAAGUCUUGGUGGCUCCUGAGAUGGACAGUCAUGGGACGCAAAAAAUUGUGAAAAGUGAGGAUGAUAACUUUGUAUUGACUUGUCCCGUGCGUAAAUCGUUGGAGAAUAGAGCACCAGCUCAGAUAAUAUGGUACAAAGACAACAGGUCAAUCGAUGCUACUGUGCAACAAAAUGUAAAGCUCUCGAGUGACUCUAAGAAACUACACAUAAUGAAAGCAACAGUGUCAGAUGCUGGCAAUUACUCUUGUUAUGCGUUCAAUCGGGCUGGCGAAAGACAUAUGGACUUUACAGUGGAAAUACUUUGUAGGGUUUCUAAACUGGUCAUUGUAACCGUUAUGAGCUUAAGAAGUUAAUG
Molecule: messenger RNA, 2468 nt
Organism: Enterobius vermicularis (human pinworm)
Lineage: Eukaryota; Metazoa; Nematoda; Chromadorea; Rhabditida; Oxyuridae
Source: the annotation of a GenBank genome assembly